This is a messenger RNA of Conger conger (European conger), 4700 nucleotides long. It is a transcript of the gene msl2a, whose product is annotated as MSL complex subunit 2a. Lineage: Eukaryota; Metazoa; Chordata; Actinopteri; Anguilliformes; Congridae. The transcript has 2 exons. The record is from RefSeq and is a predicted model, not a curated record. Bases 1332 to 3035 code for a protein of 567 amino acids. Gene Ontology annotation, cellular component: MSL complex. Gene Ontology annotation, molecular function: ubiquitin protein ligase activity.
CAGCGUGCAUCUUCCUACUUCAGUUACUGUUGUGAAGCUGCGGAAAAUCUCCCUCGCAAGCGAAACUGCCAGUUAGUUGUACCAGACUGCUGAAUUAUGUUUACACGUACACAGAUUCUAGUACAAGCAAAUGCUUAUUCUGCUAUGUAAACAAGCGAAAUCCAUCAAGACAGGCAUCAAAUGCAUGUGCAGUGUUGCUGGAACACGAAAUCGGGCUUCUCGAAACUCAUCGGUGAGGAGGUGAAACGGGAUAAAUCCUGAAGAAAAGGAGAAAACGGCUAGGAUAUUCUGGAGCGACUGACUGGGCCUCGUGGACUUAAUUUUCUUCGUUUCUAUCAUUUAUGUUGCUUCUAUCCUGCUUGAAAAUAGUUAUCAGGUAGACUUCCUGUUCUAAUAACGUUGAACAGUAUGCCCUCAGGAUGAUUUGAGGCUGCCUUUUGUUUGUUUCUACAGACACUUCCAUGGGAAGUGGUGAACAAUUACCUGAAUGAAUUGGAAUGGAGCAGUACUGGGUGGAGGAAUGACUUUUUUGUCUUGAAUUGGAGCCAGAAGUCCACGAGGGAAGUAGAGUUCAAAUAAACCCGGAAUUUAGCAUAUAUGUUCCUUUUAAAUGUCGGUGCAGUGUAGCCGAUCUACUGCAACCUUAUAUUGAAGCAAACUUUGACUCGUAUGAACGUUAGAAGUUCGCUGGCGAUUAACAAAAGGACUAGCUAACUUUCAAACCCGUCUGAUGUGGAAGACUGCCAAGAUAUUUCCCAGGAGGAAGUAGCGUACACACUAGACUGUUAGCGUGCUAGCACAAAUCCACUGUGUUUUCCUUCAUGGUUGGCUACACUGCGAUAACUUUGUUUACAAAUGUACAAAUUUAAAUGUGUUUAAAAAUAAGUUUACACAUUUUGACCAGUUUUGAUUAAUGGUCAAGUGGGCAUAUGAUGGGAUAACGCCUGAUGAUGCCUGGUGUUUAAGAUUAAAUACUUUUUAGCUAGCAAGCUUAAUGUUGCUUCCACAGCGGUUGCUUCCCAGUCUCACUCAGUUCAAAUAGAACAUCCUGUUUCCUUUGCUGUGUGGAAACGAUACCCUCGAUUGCAUCCCUGGAGCUGUAACGUUAGCUGGUUUCUGCACUUAUCUGGCAUUAUAUUAAUUAGUGUCUUUUGCAAGAAUUGAAUGCUGCCCGCCCUCCAUGGUUUCUGUCGACGGCUUGUCGAACCUCGUCCACACCAGCACCACUUGGCUCUCUUUGGGAGGACGUUUUCAGUCGAAUCAGUGGAAUAUUUGUGUACGAUUUCCCCCACACAACUAUCCCUGGCUAGCUACCUGGCGUAAUUGCUGCGAUGAACCCGGUGGAUGCCACUGCUCUGUAUGUUUCAGCUUGUCGUUCGGUGCUGCAGUGCGACCCCCAGGACCCACAGUCCUUAGCCGAGCUGUUUAAGCUCUUGCCUUUCUUCAAACUGUCACUGUCCUGCCUUGUUUGCGGGAAUUUACUAAAUGACCCAAUGGCGCCAACCAACUCAUCUUGCCAGCACUAUGUUUGCAAAGCUUGUAAUGGCAAAAAGAUGAAUAUGAAACAGUCAUGCAGCUGGUGUAAGGAUGAGCAGUUUGAAGAGAGUAAGCAGCUUUCUAUUCUGGUGGAAUGUUACAAGAAGCUCUUUGAGUACAUUGCAGAGUCUUCUUUGGCACAUUAUAUCACUAGUUCCGCUGAAGACUAUCCAGAGGUUUUAGAACUGCUGGAAGAGGGGUUGUCAUGGACCGAAAAGGGGUUGGACGAGCCCUCCAUUUCGGUGUCCUUGAGUUCCUCCCGUUCUCCGACGCCUUCAGCCUCCGAGACGGACUGUGGCGCUCAGCCGGAAGCUUCCACAGAUCUCCGGGAGCCUCUUCCUGACACAACGGUUUUCACGACCAGUGGCGACAGGCUUGAAGACUUCAUUGCACUUGGUGAAGAUGAGCUGGCAGCCAGCAGUGUGCCUUCCCCAGAGGCCGUGUCUGCCCCCGUUGCCAUGCACUGCGGAGAGAGCCCGAAACCACAGAGCUUUACCGACAGCCUGGUAGUAGACUCCGAACUGGUCGACGUAUGCGGCCUCGACGAGGAUGUCGACCAUGGCGACGGCCCCCUCCUGCUGAGCGUGGAGGAGGUGCUGCGGAGGCUCGACCCCAGCCCCGAGGAGGAGGGAGACCCAGAAACCUUCCCAGGGGCGUCGGAUACCCCAAAUGACCUUUCUCUGCACCCCUCUGUACAGGACCCUGAAGUGCUCGCUCCCUGCCACCCACAGCCACCCUCCUCUGGGAUUUCCUGCUUAGCGGCCACGCCCAAGACUGUACGGCUGAACCGCAAGCGGUCGUGGUCGGAGGGCGACAGCGAGAAGAUCCAGCCACUGCCCAUCUCCAACAUUAUCCACGGGCCUCCUGCAGCAGCGGUGGUGGUUCCUGUCAUAGUUAAACAGGAGGCCGAUGACCCGGCACUGCCAACAGCCACAGUGACCAAUGGGAGCAUGGCCAAAGUUAGCAAGUUGUUGUUGGUGCCCAGCAAGGGUUUUAGGAAGAACCCUGACCAUGGGGCCAAGAAGCUUUACGCAAAGUCCAGACCGACCAUUCCCAAGAAGGACAAAUCGAAAGACCGUCUCCCUGGUCACAGUUUGGAGUCGGGGAGCGUCAACAAAGCGGUCUACAAGAAGACCCAGGAGAAGAAAGGCUGCAAGUGCGGCCGGGCCACCCAAAACCCAAGUGUUCUUACGUGCCGCGGGCAGCGGUGCCCGUGCUACUCCAACCGCAAGGCCUGCCUGGACUGCAUCUGCCGGGGCUGCCAGAACUCCUACAUGGCCAACGGCGAGAAGAAGCUGGAGGCCUUUGCCGUGCCCGAGAAGGCCCUGGAGCAGACCCGACUCACGCUGGGCAUCAACCUGGCCACCAUAGCGGUGCGGAACGCGGGCGCCAACGGCGGCGUCCUCAACAUGUCGGCCUGCUCCCCUGUCACAGCCUUCUUCGCUGCCAGCUCGCAUGAGGGCGACAUUUUCGACGAGAAUCUAGACAUGAGGUUUUAACCACUGAGCUCUGCCUACAAGGUCACCCUCGUGCACCAUAUUGUUUUGUUAUUCUUUAGGAGGGCUGUGGAAAUGGGGCAUUCACCACAAUUAGGCAGCUACGGUUCUGGUCCAGUUAAAAUGAAUAGUAAUUGCCAAAGCUCCUGUCUAUAAAUCCCUUGUCAUGUAUUUUGUCUUAAUUGCUGUUGCAAGGUUAAGUCGGAGUGCAUUGCUACUGUAAGGUUUUUUUCCUGCAGGGGGUUUAUACAUCGUGAUCUUUGGCAGAGUAAUGUUGACCUGAUUGUUGUGUGUCAUGCUCUGUGCAUCAGCAUGAAGGAAGCGGUAUCUGGAAUGUUCUUCAAGGCUAGUUGUAAUGUAUAAUCUUGUGUACGCUCAUCAAAUUGCGUUUGAAAACUCAUUUCAGGAAAUACUGCAUUGACAUCUGCGAUGUUUUUUUUUUUCUUUUUCUAAAAUGGAAGCCUUAUUGAAUUCUACAGAUACCAUUUCAACACACAGGGUAGACAAAUUCAGUUUGUGCAAUGUCUUCUAGCCCUGUCUUAUUCGUAAUGGUUUCUGUUUGGAAAGCAAUUGUCUGUUUUCUCUUGUGGCUUUGAAAAAUCUAUUGUAACACAUACUGGAAUGCUAAAAUAACCAGUCUAUCUGUCUCCACCCCCCUCCCUCCAAAUGUGAAAUGUUUUUAUGUAGUACAGCUCAAACCCAUGUUUUUAAUAUUUUAGAUUUCCGUCCGUGCGGAUGAAUGACUCAUGUUGCAUUCUGCAGGCACAGAAUGGACCUGGCUGUCACUUAUGGUGGGCAUCAGACUUUCCUCUCUUGUAGGCAGGGGCUCAGAUUUUAGCACUUAACUUGAUUAACAGGCCAAAUAACGACCAAAGCUACUUGGUAACCAUAGAAACAUCGCCACGCAUCAGUAAAGGUAAGCACACAGUGCACACAAACACCAGGCUUGUCUUCAUAUUCACUGAAAAGCGAAAACAAAAGAGCGAUGAUUUGCGUCAACAGCCAUUCUUUGCAGUACAAUACCAGUGAGUUGAAGGCUCGGAGGAAUCUUGCAGGGAUUUGUGGAAUGGAGUAAUUGAAAGGACUAUUUUCAAAUUUAGCUUAGAAUUCUAUGUCUGGGCUGAACCGACGUCUCCUGGUUUUAAGAUCCUGGACACAGGGAAUAGAAUGGCGGAUUGGAGGGUGUGCAUGCAAGGUAUAUCCUGAAAGGUCUGAUGCAUCAAAGACAACAAAUGUUGUAGGUGGUCCAGCUCCUGUUUUCAGCACGUAACCAUCUGUUUUUGUUUCUGGGCUUUUUACAGAAAAACAAAAAUCCAUAAAAAUCCUUUCUGCCAGAAUUGUUGCAAGCCUCCAUAUGUACGUUGAUGUGUUUUAUUUGGAUUUUGUUCACCCAAGCUUCUACUUCACACAGUACAAUUUCUCACAUGGCAUGCUUCACAGUUCUUCACCUUGUGUACAGAAGUCUUAAAAUUGAUGAAUGUGCAGGUAUUCUUGGACAGGUGUAAUGGUGCACAUUGCUCUGUAGUUUUAUCUGGUGUCAUUUCCAGUGAAUGUGCUUUUGAAACGAUAGAAAAGCAAUGUGGUUUGUGUCCAGUCUGUACUUUUUCCUGUUUAAUUUGUAAGCGAUGGCAGAAACUAUUUUUGAUAACAAGUAAACAUUUAAAAAUA